AUGGAGGGACCAGUGGAAGAUGGAAAAAAACAACCCUUUCCUCGUCACAGGAACUCUGUGGGAUAUCGUCGAGUUCCACCAUUUUUUAUAGAAAAAAACAAAGAUAGACCGGAGAAGCUUGAUUACAAGACGGCUGCAGACAAACUCACCAGGUGUUUGCGAGAUAUUGUGAGCACAUCAGUCAGUGCCGAUACGAUAAGGCAGGCAUUAAUUCUUCAGGAAAAGCUAAGUCGAGCUAAAAGAGAAGAAAUUAACAAAUCUUCAGAUAUGCAUGAGAAAUGUUAUCGACAUUUUAUAAUAGAGCUUACAUACGAAAUUAUUUUACUGCAAAAUAAGUUACAUGGACUACUACAGGCAACGCAGGAGAGUCAAAAUUAUGCAAGUACGUUAAAUCGCGGUGCCUUGAAUAGGCUAGAGGAUGUCAUUGAUUCAAAUAAGCAUAAGAGUGAACCUAUUGAUUUGAAGAGAAAGAUAUCUAAAUCAUCUAUAAGUGACCAUAAUAAUAAUGACAGAAAAAUAUUUACACAUGUAUUAUUUGCUUAG
Rhizophagus irregularis DAOM 181602=DAOM 197198 is the source of this 543-nucleotide messenger RNA. RefSeq lists its product as uncharacterized. Lineage: Eukaryota; Fungi; Glomeromycota; Glomeromycetes; Glomerales; Glomeraceae. The record is from RefSeq and is a predicted model, not a curated record.